This is a messenger RNA of Chlamydomonas reinhardtii, 2294 nucleotides long. RefSeq lists its product as uncharacterized. The record is from RefSeq and is a predicted model, not a curated record. Lineage: Eukaryota; Viridiplantae; Chlorophyta; Chlorophyceae; Chlamydomonadales; Chlamydomonadaceae. The transcript has 3 exons. The coding region runs from base 544 to 2040 and encodes 498 amino acids.
CGUCCCCGCCCCGGGGCCUAGCAUUAAACUCGCCGCCCUGCGUCCCACCAUGUCCAAUCGCGACUGAACCGACCGACCGGCCGACUUCCACGGCCCUAGCUGUCCCUAUCGGUUCCAAACAACCUUCAUAGUCUUAGAAAGUACGUAUGAAAGCCCCCAGCUUUCGGAGCGGACUUGUGGCGCUGCUUUGGCUGUGCGCGGUGAGCAUGUGUCGCGUGCAGGUGCUCGGCGCGCGCAGUUAGAUGCCCCAGCCAGGCAUAAUGCAAUCCUUGCUACCAUACCGACCAGUCUGUCGCGACGGGAAUUUCUUAACGGGCCCAGCGAGGGAGCGGGGAGACUAGUUCCGCGAGCGGUUUGGCGAUUGGACCGGCAGCGCACAGCGCAGCGCCGCUAAGAAAUUCCCGACCGCAAAAGUUCUAACUAGACCUCAUGUAAGGCUUGUUUGCCGGGUCGGAAGAGCAAUAACGAGCGAGUGCACGACAGGGUUCUUGUGCGCGAGCAUCGCACCAUGCCGAUUGGCUGGACCUGUCUGCCGAGGCUGGUAUGGGCAAACGCAGAGGCUGGUGUGUGGGCCACGGCUCUACCACUAACUCAACGGCGUUUCAUGCGCUGGAGCCUGUGGAGGAGGAGCUGGCGCCCAGUUGGUGCAUGGGCGCCUGCAGCGGCACGGUCCGUUGGGGAAAGGGCCCCCUGGACUUCACCUAUGUGCUUCACACAAACUUUCCCAGCUGGAAAGAGCCCACGGGCCGGGGCCACAAGUGCAACCUGUGCACGGGCUGUGUGAAGGAUGCGAAGAAGGCAGAGGAGGAGGCCAAUCAGAUCUACGGCACAGUUGCAGUCCAUACCGACCCCACCAGCAGCUGCACAGCCCGUGCGUUCUCCAGCCCUGCUGGUGUGGCAGUCGACGCACGGAACGGCGUCGCCGUAGUGCACGUCAACAACUCAUCCGCCGAGACAUUUGUGCGUCUUCCGCUGCCUGCCGUGCACACCGUGGCUGGUACGCUGGCCGCGGCAGUACGGCGGCCUGGCGGCAAGGGGGCGGGCACUGCUGCCGUGCCAGCUACCCACUUCAAUGCCGCCGCCCACGCACUUGCCAACGCAGUGACUGCCAAUCCGCCCGCCCUUGAGAAGCCCAGUGUUGUCUUUUCCGGGUCCACUAUCUCACCGGCAGAGCUACUUGUGCAUUGGGCCGUGGCCCAGUCAAAGGGCCCUGUCACUGCUGCUGGCACCUGCAGCAACAGCGUGGAGCUGACAGACCUCAGCCGCAACGUGUUCUGGUGGGGUGUUGCGUCUGCCGUCAAGUCCCUGUUUGGCACCAGCUUCAGCCCUGAUUCUCUCCGCGGUUGGCAUGAGCGACUGACCAGCUCUGGUGGUGGCCGUGUGCCUGUGCCCCCGCCGCCACCACUGCCGCCCCAAAGCAGCAAUAAUUCACCACCCCCGGAGCCACCCGUGCCGCCCACGCCUAUCCUUGCGGAGGACAUUUCACGAGUAGCAUCCGCGUUCAACAAUACUGCAGCAGCCCGGCUUGCAACAAAACUCAUUGUUGCGACCACCAGCGCCUUGCCUGUCGCUGAUGCCCGCGUAAUCCGCGACACCCUGACUACUGUGCUACUGCCUGGCCACGAUCCGAGCGACUACGUCAUGAUGGCAUCAACCGACCGCAUGGUGGCCAUCUCCUCUGAUUUCCACGGCAACCCCAACCUGAAGUUAUGGCGACUGGAAGCUUCUGCAGAUGGCGACUUCGACUUCACAGCUACACGUGGCACCUGGUACCACGGAGGCCCCGUGGCAGGAGGCGCACUGCUGGGUGUGGCGGAGGCGGCGGCAGUCAUGGGUGCUACUUCCAUGCGCGGAGUGGCCACGCGGACAGAAGACCCAGACACGCCAAUGACGGAAAUCUUUGGCUACACCAUGCAGCAACAGGAGCAGCAGCAGCAGCAGCCCCGGCGCACCCGCACGGGCUUGGGCGACAUCACCAACCUGCUGCCUCUGCAGCAGCAGGCGUUGCAGCCACGCCAAGCUAAGCGUGCGCGCGCAUAGUAGUAGCGUAUGUACGUGUAGAUGGCACGCAUGCGCAUGCAUGCCCACAGUGCUAGCUAAAUGCAUUCUUCCAUGAACAAUUAAGCAUUAAUUGAUGCACUCGUAAGAAAGAAUGGCUUAGCGUGGAGGCAUGGGAGAUCAGGCUGCGCGCGCGGCUGCGUGCGGAUGAGGCGUGACGAGGAGGUUCCUACCUGCCUAAGCGGUUUAUACACCGACAAGGCGUGCGGCCAACAUGCAUGUAACAAAAUGUAUUC